Clarias gariepinus (North African catfish) is the source of this 1562-nucleotide messenger RNA. RefSeq names its product oligodendrocyte lineage transcription factor 2 (gene olig2). Gene Ontology annotation, biological process: myelination; oligodendrocyte cell fate specification; regulation of DNA-templated transcription. The record is from RefSeq and is a predicted model, not a curated record. Gene Ontology annotation, molecular function: DNA-binding transcription factor activity; protein dimerization activity. Bases 122 to 964 code for a protein of 280 amino acids. The transcript is spliced from 2 exons. NCBI's taxonomy places the organism in Eukaryota, Metazoa, Chordata, Actinopteri, Siluriformes, Clariidae.
CGUCACCACUGAUCCGGAGUAAGAAAGUCAAUACCGCAAGUUGCACUUGCACGCGCUGCCCCCGCUUUCGGCUCUGGCCUACGAAGAUCUAGUUACAAUAACUAGAGUUGACCUAUGAGAAAUGGACUCCGACACAAGCAGAGUGUCCAGCCGGCCCUCCUCUCCAGAAGGAGAUGAUCUUUUCAUCUCUGCGGUGAAGAAAUCGGCGGGUUUUUCGGGCGCAGUUUCUUCUACGCAGAGCGACUCGCCCCCAGAGAUGAGCGCGGACAUGCGCGGCCUUUCAAGCGGCGACGAGAGCGCGCUCGCCCUAAAGAUGUUCUCUAAGAAAGACCGCAAGUUGCUGUCCGAAAAUGAGUUACAGAGCAUUCGCCUAAAAAUCAACAGCCGCGAGCGCAAACGCAUGCACGACUUAAACAUCGCCAUGGACGGCCUGCGCGAGGUCAUGCCUUAUGCGCAUGGACCCUCAGUGCGCAAGCUCUCCAAGAUCGCCACGCUGCUGCUGGCGCGCAACUAUAUCCUCAUGCUUAGUAACUCGCUCGAAGAGAUGAAGCGACUGGUAAGCGAGAUUUACGGGGGCGGAGGUGGAGGCGGCAGCGGCGCACACCACGCGACCUUCCACCCGUCUGCCUGCGGCACUCUGGCACACGCCACAGCUCCACUGGCCAGCCAUGCAGCUGCUGCUGCCGCCGCCGGAUCUCAUCCGGUUCACCACGCGCUGCUCCCGCCAACCGUAUCCAGCGCGGCCGGUUCUCUAUCAGCGCCAGGCCUUUCGGCCGUGGCCUCAGUCAGACCGCAUCACGGACUCCUAAAGGCGCCGUCGGCCGGUGCAAGCCCUCUCACCUCGGGCUUCCAGCACUGGGGCGCGAGUAUGCCGUGCCCGUGUAGCAUGUGCCAGGUCCCUGCGCCUCACGUGCCCGCGAUGAGCUCGGUCAGCAUGCCGCGCCUGGCCAAUGACUCUAAAUGACUCAAGAACUUUUUUUGGACAUUCGGAUAAAUAUUAAGACUUUAUAUUAAGAGACAUUUGAGGGCAGUUUCUGGUUUAAUACCGCCUCAUACACUUACUUGUGCCAUAAUCGGCUUUGUCUCCACAAAUAAAUUGCGGGUGCAUUGGAGCAUUUAGAAAAUAAACUCAGUGAAACUAACAUAGAUCUUUGCUAACCCGUUAGGUGAAGUAGGUUUUACAGCAGGGUACAUUUAUUUCUGAGUCCAUUGUUUCUCUUUCAAGAAACAAACUUAGGAAGUAGGCUAUAACCCAAACAUCGGUGUUAAGUGUAAAUAAAUAUGUAAAUAUGUAGUGUUUGUACAGUAUGAGAGCUUUUAUAUAAUGUAUUGAGUGAAUUCGUUUACCUGGGACUGAAGACGUAUUGCACCUGCUCAUCUCUGUUUAUUUCCUUCUUUCUCCCUUCCUUCUUUUGCUUCAUUUUUUUCUUAUUUUGCUCCUGUUUUACUGUUGUCACUGUUCCGACACAAAGAAUGAUCAUUUUUAUUUUUUAUAAAAGUGUGAACCAAUAUUUAUUUACUUAUUUUCGAUUGUACUUUAAAUGAUCCAAGAAUUUGCUGUA